Necator americanus (New World hookworm) is the source of this 378-nucleotide messenger RNA. RefSeq lists its product as uncharacterized. Lineage: Eukaryota; Metazoa; Nematoda; Chromadorea; Rhabditida; Ancylostomatidae. The transcript has 4 exons. The record is from RefSeq and is a predicted model, not a curated record. The coding region runs from base 1 to 378 and encodes 125 amino acids.
AUGUCAGCUGUAGGUGCUUCACAAAAGACCUGUACUGAGGGUCACAAAUGUUUGUUAGAAAUACCGACCAAUCAUCAUCCAAAGAGGAAACCUUCGGCUGUGGAGAAGAUCAUUUUUAAUCCAAACGCCAGUACUAUUAUUAAGGCUGCUGACUUGCGAUAUCAGCUCAUAAAAUACCUCAAUCGGACGAAUGUCAGUCUUCAUAGUCCUUACGAGUGGGAAGAAACUACGGAAUAUCUUGCUUCCAAAGACAUCAAACCCGAAUCAAAUUUGUACAAGCAGAAUGUUAGUGCAAUACAUAAGUGCACUAAAGAGCUAAUGAAAAAUUACAAGCCACCGCAAAAGGAUCCCGAUUCGCUUAUCUCAGGCGAAGGCUAA